Anolis carolinensis (green anole) is the source of this 4138-nucleotide messenger RNA. It is a transcript of the gene abat, whose product is annotated as 4-aminobutyrate aminotransferase. Gene Ontology annotation, biological process: GABA catabolic process. The record is from RefSeq and is a predicted model, not a curated record. Lineage: Eukaryota; Metazoa; Chordata; Lepidosauria; Squamata; Anolidae. Gene Ontology annotation, molecular function: pyridoxal phosphate binding. The transcript has 15 exons. Bases 77 to 1579 code for a protein of 500 amino acids. Gene Ontology annotation, cellular component: mitochondrion.
GUCUUCAUCUGGAAAGAAGUGAAGUUAAACUCUUGAAUUGCUUUUUUUUUUUUGUCCUUGCCGAAGAAAAGAUAAAAUGGCCUCAAUGCUGCUGAGCCGACACUUGGCUUCUUCAUUGCAACAGAACUCUAGAGUAUUUGCAGCAGGGCACCGGGGUAUCAGUCAAGCAGCGGCAAAAAUUGAUGUGGAGUUUGACUAUGAUGGGCCCCUUAUGAAGACCGAAGUCCCUGGUCCCAAAUCCCGGGAACUAAUGAAACAGUUGAAUGGAAUUCAGAACGCCGAAGCCGUGCACUUUUUCUGCAACUACGAGGAAAGCCGGGGGAAUUACCUUGUCGAUGUCGACGGCAACCGGAUGUUAGACCUCUACUCUCAGAUUUCUUCCAUCCCGAUAGGUUACAACCAUCCGGCUCUGCUGAAACUCCUCCAGCAACCCCAGAAUCUGAGCACCUUUGUGAACAGGCCGGCCUUGGGGAUUUUGCCUCCGGAAAACUUUGCCGAAAGGCUAAAGGAAUCGUUGCUCUCGGUGGCUCCCAAGGGUCUGUCUCAGGUGAUCACCAUGUCCUGUGGGUCUUGUUCCAAUGAAAAUGCCUUUAAAACCAUCUUUAUGUGGUACAGGAGCAAAGAAAGAGGCCAUAACAAUGUGACUAAGGAAGAGCUGGAAACUUGCAUGAUCAACCAGCCUCCCGGUUGCCCCGAGUACAGCAUGCUUUCCUUUAUGGGCGGAUUCCAUGGAAGGACCAUGGGCUGCUUAGCUGCCACACACUCCAAAGCCAUCCACAAACUGGACAUCCCGUCCUUCGACUGGCCCAUCGCGCCCUUUCCGAGGCUGAAAUACCCUCUGGAGGAGUUUGGGAAGGAAAACGAACAGGAGGAGGCCCGCUGUUUGGAAGAGGUGGAAGAUCUAAUUGUGAAAUACCGGAAAAAGAAGAAAGUGGUGGCCGGCAUCAUUGUGGAGCCCAUUCAGUCGGAAGGCGGGGACAACCACGCUUCGGACGACUUCUUCAGGAAAUUGAGGAAUAUCGCCAGAAAGCAUGGAUGCGGUUUCCUGGUGGACGAGGUGCAGACGGGAGGCGGAUGCACGGGCAAGUUCUGGGCCCACGAGCAUUGGGGCCUUGAUGACCCCGCAGACGUGCUGUCCUUCAGCAAGAAGAUGAUGACCGGAGGGUUUUUCCACAAGGAGGAAUUCCGGGCCAAUGCUCCAUAUCGGAUUUUCAACACGUGGCUCGGGGAUCCCUCCAAGAACCUGCUCCUUGCAGAAGUCAUUAAUGUCAUCAAAAGAGAAGACCUGCUGAACAACGUAACUCAUGCGGGGAAGGUCCUGCUUGCCGGGCUGCUGGAUUUACAGAGUCGCUACCCGCACCUGAUCAGCCGGGCACGAGGACGAGGGACAUUCUGUUCGUUUGACACUCCAAAUGACGCCAUUAGGAACAAGCUCAUUGCAAUAGCGAGAAACAAAGGUGUGGUGCUGGGAGGCAGCGGUGACCGAUCCAUCCGUUUCCGUCCCACUCUGGUCUUCCGCGACCAUCACGCCCACCUCUUCCUCAACAUCUUCAGCGACAUUUUGGCCGACUUCAAGUAGCCAAGUAGCCUUAUUUUGCACUGAGAGAGAAAGGAAAACAGACAAAACCCAAAUCCUAUGAGUCUGAGAAUAGUUUAUUUAAAAUCAUAAAUAUAUAUUAUAUAUAUAUAUAUAUAUUCACUAAUAGAAGAAAAAACUGAAUCCACGAAGGCUUUUUAAAAUGUUGUUUUCCCAUGCUUACCACCAAGUCUUCUGCCGAAAUUUCGGGAUGCUUUCGGAACCUCUUGCGAGGAUUCCGAAUUCCCGAUUUGGAAACUCUAGGGGCGAAUUCUGUGGCUGUUCAUCUUCUCCAAGCCGAUGCAUGCCAUAUUUUGAUUCGAGUGUUUUAACUCCAAUCUCGAAUGCCCCCAAAACCUUUCCGUGUCAAGUUUCUAGUCUUUAAAAUUGUGGCGACGCUUCGGAAAUUGUGCACAAACUGCCACUGACCAGGGAUCCUUGUGUCGUCUCCAAUGCACAUGGAUCAGUUUUUUUCCUACAUUUGUGUACAUAUAUACACAGCCUACACCGUCUGUAAUUUUGCAUUUAAGCAACUGUUUCUCCUUGAGUUCUCUUGUUGAUGUAUCUGCAUCAGAAACAUUAAAUUUAUUUUUUUAAGUUUGUGGAGCCACUGUGAGGGAGGCUCUGUAUAGGCUGAGCAUAUUCCUAUACCCAAGCUUAGAAAUUGUAGGGCUCAGGGAAGGAGAGGGAUUCGGUCACAUUUUCAUCAUCACAAGGGUUUCAUGCGCCCACCUAAUAGCUGAACCAACCCAAGGCAGAAGGGAGUUGUAGUUCAAAACGUCUAGAAUCAAGAAAAGGGGACAGAAAUGGGAGAUUUACAUGUUCUUCAAUGCACUACGGGCAGCCUUGGCUGUAGCUUAUCCUGAGGGCUGGAACAGUCAACUCCUUUAGUUAUUUAUGAGCAUCACAAAACUAUUUUUCAAGCCAGUUGUUUGGGGAACUGAAAAAAUUAGGCUUGCACAAUUGGUGAAUCUGCCAUGGAAGUUCCACCUUCCAGGCUGAAAGAUACUAUUUAGUAAAAUGCCAACAAAAAUAAAAAGUUCGGCAAAGUGUUUUGGACAAUGGUUCCUAGAAACUCCCAGCCAGAGAGAACUUUUCUAAUGUCUAGAUUAUUAUAUUCUUGUGCCUGCUAUUGCUGCUUCUGUAGACCUGGCCCAACUCUCAUUUUGUGCCAAAGCAAAAGUCUAAACCCUGAUUAUUUCCAAAGCAGCAGCAGACUUUGUGGUUUGUUGACGUUUUUCUCCCCAAACAGGUUGCAUCUGCUAAGCAGAAGGUAUUUGUGAAUUUGGGGAAGAGAAACCUGUUUCAAGGGAUCUUCUAUAUAAACCUCACUUUAGUUCUGUCCCCCAGUUAAAUUGCUUUCCUAGCAGAGACAAAGCUUGCAGCUUGCAAACUAGACAGGACCAAAAGUAGCAUUUUUGUUCUCUUCUAUAUUGUGCCUUUUAUUCCCCACCCAACUCCUUGCACGCUGAAGUGGAAAGUAGAUGAGACCUCAAAAACCCCUGUCGUUAUCUUUUAGGGACAUAGAUAUGAAAAGAGCCUCACAUUUGUCACUGUUGUGUUCUUUCAAGUCAUUUCUGGCUCAUGGCAACCCUGUCGUAGGGUUUUCUGGGGCUGAGAGAGAGUGACCUGUCCAAGGCAGCCCAUUGGGAUUUCAUGACUGAGCAGAGAUUUUUCCUGGUCUCCAGAAUGAGUCUUUAGAUAACAGCUUGGAAAAAUCUACUUUUGGACUGCAACCAUUAUAGAUAUCCAUGCUGGACGGCACAUUAUGGGAGUCAUGGUCCAAUAAGUACAUUUUGCCAGGCUUUGCAACAGAACCAGACAUACAGAAGGAAGUACUUCAGUUCAUUAACUCGACAAACGAAGCAUUCCUUAUUCUUUUCCUUCCAUUCUAUACCUAAUUUGCUACAAUCCAGAAUGUCCAAAAGUCUCUCAUGCAAAUUGAGCAAGGUGUGCAUGUAUGUGUAGUUGACUGUGGGUCUCUCAGCCUCAGAAAAACGACAAACAAUGCUAAGAAAACUUUACAGUAGGGUCGCCAUAACAAAUUGGAAAUGAUUCAAUACACAACAAUCUCCUUUGCGUUGAAGGUUUGCCUCUGACUUCUUCAGUAGCCAAAUACCUUUUGAAAAAGAAUCCAGAAUUUAUUGCUGAUGGGCAGAGAGUAGGGACUUAGUUCAACAUAUCAGUGUAGCAUCUCUUGCAAGUCUUGUAUUUUUGUCCUAUUCCCACAACCUGUUAUUCUGGACCAUGUUCUUGUUUUGCUGAUUAUAAACUCUUCUUCAGCGCAUCUCGGGGUUUCAGAAAUGAUUUCUAUGGAGCCCCCUUUUAACUGUGAACAUGUAUGCACACCUAACAACAGUCAGACCAAAGUAGAUGCUCUUAAUCUACAGUGUACGCUGACCUAUUUCAAGAAGUAAUAACUUGUUUACAGCCUCUCUGUCAACUGUGCCAAAACCAUGCGUAAACCAGUACCUAACCGCACUUCUAGACGUUAACCAGUAGCCAUGAAAUGCAUUUCCUGUGUUAAUCAGUAUUCUUAAAAAUAAAAUAUUUAUAAUGGAA